UGUAUCGAGGCAAACCUGGAUAAUAUCGAUCUUCGAAUACGCGUUUGCAACGUAUGGUACUUGUGAAAAUACAAUAUCUACCGAGAGAGAACACGGAGGGAAAGUAAUCCUCCACCGUAGGUAGUCAGACGACUGACGAUGACAGUAGAGGCUGAUCGUAUGAACGAAAGAUUACUUGAUUGCAUGAUAACUGACUUUCGGUAUGACUCAUCGACAUUUUAGUUCUCGAUUGUCUCUCGAAACAUUAAGAUUACAACAGAUAUAAGGAAAGUUAAGAUGUAACAAUAUUAACGCUCGUGAAACAACUGUAAUUAAUCCUUUUAAGAAAACAGAAUUAUAUUAUAAUUGGUAUAGAUUUUUAAUAUACGAGAUAAAAAAUAAUAUGGCGUUUCUAAGACUGUUAUUUUAUGGCGAUCUUAUAUUUAUUAUAGAAAGUCUCAUAUUUAUUACUACAGCACGUUCUGCCGAUGAAAAUACAGAAAAGAUUACCAAUACAUCGAUUACUACAGCACUUUCUGCCGAUGAAAAUACAGAAAAGAUUACCAAUACAUCGAUUACUACAGCACUUUUUGCCGAUAAAAAUACAAAAGAUAUUACCAAUACAAAAGAUAUUACCAAUACAUCGAUUAUAUAUAAUGAUUAUGUAAUACCAACGCAUUACAACGUCACAUUAAUACCAUAUUUAGGAAAAAACGAAGAAGACAAACAUGUAAACUUUACAUUUACACAUUUUAAAAAAUAUAUAGAAGAGCAUCAAGCAAACGGCAGAAUUGUUUUUUAUGGUGAAAUGAAUGCUGCUAUUCGCAUUUUUCGUCCAACUACAAAAAUAAGUUUAAAUUCAUCAAAUUUUAUUUACCAUCUAUCAGCAGAAGUGAUUGAAAGAGAUGUUAACUUUCGAUCAAAAAAUGUUUCAUCUAAUGAAAUAAAAAUUGAAUAUGAUAAUGUAACGCAAAUUUUGGUUCUUCAUCUCAAAUCUAAGAUAUUAUUUGAAAAUUACAUACUGAAUAUAAAAUUUCUUAAUGCUAUUAAUAUCUUAGAAGAUAAUAAUAUUUUCUUAACGACUACAUAUAUAAAGAAAUCAGGAAAUGAAAAAUGGUGGAAUAAAACACAUAUCUCAAUGAUUGAAGUCCAACGAAUGUUUCCAUGUUGGGACGGAUUGUCAAAAAGCAAUAUGACAAUAAAGAGCGAUUUCAACGUUUCCAUAAAAUCUUACUGCAAUUAUUCAAUCUUCUCAAAUGUGCCAAUACGAGAGUCAAUAUACAAAUUAAAUAAUGCAAAAGAAUGUAUGCGAUGGACAUACUUCGGCAUUAAAUCUUUUCUGCCUGCUCAUCUCGCGAUAAUUAUAUCACCAAUAAAUUUUUUUCCCGGUUGUGGCACAGAUAUCAUCCACUUCUGGCAAUAUCCAAACUCAAACGAUAUACAAUUUGCGGAAAGAGUUUCAUACAAAGUUAUAAUGAAGUUGAAAUUUGAAUGGUUUAGAAGAUUGGGAAUGCCAAAAUUGCAACUUAUCGCAAUCCCAAAUUUUCGAAAUGAUAUUAAUAUAAACUUCGGACUCGUCGCAAUAAGAGAAACAAGUAUUUUUUACAAUCAAAGUCUACACUUUAUUGCGCAUAAAAUAGAAGUGGCACGAUUGAUAACGCGUGGAAUUACAUAUCAAUGGUUCGAUAAUUUAAUAAACCGUACUUCGUCUAAUUUGUGGUUAAACGAUGGUCUUAUUACAUUAAUUGGGAUGAACGUUAUGAAUGGCGUCAAUGUUCUCGAGAGAAGAAAUUUGGAUAUAGUGGAUUUAUUCAUAGUUCAGGCUCAAUAUGAAUCUCUCCAAUUGGAUGAUUGUAAUUUUACACAAGCUCUCACAUCAGAAAUUAGUAGUUACCCUGAAAUUAAUUCACUUUCCUCUUAUUACCGUUACAUUAAAGCACCUUUAAUAUUACGCAUGCUGCAAUAUUUAAUUACUGAAGAAGUGUUUUGGAAGAGUGUCCGCCGAUUUGUAGAUAUGCAUGCGUUUGAUUGGACAACUUCUGAUCAUUUUUGGUAUAUUAUGGAAAAUGCUAUAUAUGAAAAAAAUCCCUAUGAAGAAGGUAGUACUAUAAGAUAUUUAAUAAAUAAGUGGGAAGAAAAGUAUGCGAAUUAUCCUAAAUUGAAAAUAAUACGAAAUUAUAAUGAAAAAAGAAUGCAAAUAAUAAUAGAAAACUACUACGAUUAUGAUAAAAAUGAUCAGCUAUGGAUACCUAUAACGUUUACUACUCAGAGUAAUCUUAAUUUUAUGAAUUUGGCUUCUCCGCUUCGUGAUGAGAGAUUGAUAUUUAUAAUGUCACCACUUGGCGCACAAGUUGAUAUAGCAGAAGAUGGUUGGGUAAUGUUUAACAUACAACAAUCCGGUUAUUAUCGCGUUAAUUAUGAUGCUGAAAACUGGCAAAGAAUUGCAAAAUAUUUAAACUCUACAGAAUAUACGAAAGUACAUGUUCUCAAUCGUGCUAAAAUCAUCGAUGAUGCAUUUUAUUUUAUGAUAACGCAACAACUCGAGUCUUCCAUAUUCUGGAAUUUGACGAGUUAUCUUAAACAAGAGACAAAUUAUAUAGCAUGGUAUCCUAUGCUCAAAGCUUUGGAAUACAUGUCGAGCAUCUUUUCAUUUACAGAUAAAAGAGUCAAUGAUAUCAAGGAAAAGUUAAACAACGUGUUAAGUGGUCUUUUUUUAAAAAUAACAUAUGAAGGAAACAUUUGAAGAAAACAAAUUUACUAAAUGUUUAAGACAUGAAGUCAUUAAAUGGGCAUGCAUCCUCGGCGACCCCACAUGUCAGAGAAUAGCUUACGAAAAAUUGAUAGCUUAUAUUACAGAGUUGAAAACUAAUAAAAAUUAUAAACUUUCUCCGUGGUGGAAAGAAUGGACAUAUUGUCAAGGUUUGAUAUUAGCAGAUUUUGAUACAUGGAAUACGAUAAAACGGAUGGCAUUGAUGAAAAAUCAUUAUAAUAGAAUUUUAGAAUAUUUAGCUUGUUC
Cataglyphis hispanica is the source of this 2995-nucleotide messenger RNA. Its product is annotated as aminopeptidase A-like. NCBI's taxonomy places the organism in Eukaryota, Metazoa, Arthropoda, Insecta, Hymenoptera, Formicidae. Gene Ontology annotation, molecular function: zinc ion binding; metalloaminopeptidase activity; peptide binding. The transcript is spliced from 11 exons. Gene Ontology annotation, biological process: proteolysis; peptide catabolic process. Bases 383 to 2722 code for a protein of 779 amino acids. Gene Ontology annotation, cellular component: cytoplasm. The record is from RefSeq and is a predicted model, not a curated record.